AUGAGGUGCCUCCUGCUCGCCCUGGGUCUGGCCCUCGGCUGUGGUGUCCAGUCUGCCCACAUCCCCCAGACAGCAGAGGAUCUGGACGUUAGAAAGGUGGCUGGGACGUGGCACGUGGUGGCCAUGGCGGCCAGCGACGUGUCCCUUCUGGACGCCGAGAGUGGCCUGCUGAGAGUGUACAUGGAGGAGCUGAAACCCACCCCCAAGGGUGACCUGGAGGUCCUGCUGCAGAAACGGGAAAACCACAAGUGUGUGGAGAAGACUCUCAUGGCCCAGAAGACCAAGGACCCUGCUGUCUUCAUGGUCGACUGUCACGCAGAAAGGAAGAUUUCCGUGCUGGACACAGACUACAGCAGCUACAUGAUCUUCUAUGGAGGGCCCACACCCACCGACGAGGGCAGCGUGAUGUGCCAGUGUCUGGGUACGUGGGGACCUUGCAGCGCGUGUCUGGAAGGGCUGCACCUCACCGAGAUGUCUCCCCAGUGGGUACCUCCCACUGGCAACACAGUAGUCCCCGUGACCAUCGACCGCCGAACGGAUAAAGAAGCUGUGGACACGGCUGUCCCCAGUGCUGGCUCUGACCUGUCCUUGUCUAAGAGGCUGACCCCGGAAGUGUUCCUGGUGCUGGCAGCCAGCCUGGACCCAGAGCCCAGACACCCCCCUGCACCGCGCCCCACCCCACCCCCCACCCCCGUCUUCUGGGGCCUACCAGGAACCGUCCAGGCCCAGAGGGGGCCUUCCUGCUUGGCCCCGGAUGGAAGAAGGCCUUCUAUUGUUCUCGUAGCGGAAGCCCCCUGA
Messenger RNA from Dama dama (fallow deer), 798 nucleotides. Its product is annotated as beta-lactoglobulin-2-like. Gene Ontology annotation, molecular function: small molecule binding. The record is from RefSeq and is a predicted model, not a curated record. Lineage: Eukaryota; Metazoa; Chordata; Mammalia; Artiodactyla; Cervidae.